Molecule: messenger RNA, 2584 nt
Organism: Hippoglossus stenolepis (Pacific halibut)
Lineage: Eukaryota; Metazoa; Chordata; Actinopteri; Pleuronectiformes; Pleuronectidae
Product: G-protein coupled receptor 55
Exons: 3
Coding region: 150-1079 (309 amino acids)
Biological process (GO): positive regulation of Rho protein signal transduction; phospholipase C-activating G protein-coupled receptor signaling pathway
Cellular component (GO): membrane
Molecular function (GO): G protein-coupled receptor activity
Source: RefSeq, a predicted model, not a curated record
CUCUGCCAGACACUCCGCACUCAGUGGAGAGUCUGGCAUCCGUGAGGUAAAGACGCGACUUCAUAUUCAUAUCCUUCACAGGAUUCCUGAUAUUACACAGCACCAGACAAUUUCACAACAAUCAAACUCCAACUUCCUGCAGUGACACCAUGACAAGCAACUGCUCAUUUAAAGAUGUGGAAGAAGUGAUGAAAUAUGUUGAGAUGGCCAUCUACAUUCCCAUAUUCAUCUUUGGUCUAAUCCUAAAUGUCGCCGCACUGUUGGUGUUCUGCUUCUUUCUGCGAAAAUGGACCGAGCCUGUGAUCUACAUGACCAGCUUGGCUCUCAUGGACCUGCUGCUCCUCUUCCCUCUUCCCUUCAAAAUGCAUGCGACCCACCACAUGUGGCUGGCCUCCUUCCAGCCUCUCUGCUCAGUCUUGGAGAGCCUGUACUUUGUCGGGAUAUAUGGCAGCAUCUACACCAUCAUGUGUAUAGCCGUGGACCGGUGGGUGGCUAUCUGUUACCCAUUGAAAGCCAAGUGGCUGCGCUCGCCCAAAGCAGCUCUAGGGACCUGCGUGGGGGUUUGGGUGCUGGUGCUGGCAGUGCUCUCUCCAACCGUCCAUGGCUUCAGGGAGGGCGAGCAGGCGGACUUCCACUGCUUCCACAGUUUUUCAAACAAAGGUUGGAGCCCCCCUGUGAUCAUCUGCCUGCAGGUGUUUGGGUUCCUGAUGCCUGCCCUGGUGGUGGUCUUCUGUUCAGUGCAGACCAUCUGGGGUCUUCAGCGAUCUCGUCAGCCCCACCCUAAGAGCUGUGUAAAGGUCAUCUACAGCAGCCUCAGCGCCUUCCUGUUGCCCUUCACCCCGAGCCACCUUGGCAUCCUCCUGCAGUUCCUGGUGCACCAAGGAGUCAUUCAGGACUGCAGCAACCGGAUCAGGAUCAGCUUGUUCAUACAGGUAGCCAUGUGUCUGUCCAACAUCACCUGCUGCCUGGACGCUCUCUGCUACUACUUCAUCGCCCACGAGGUGAGGAGCACCACAAACCCCUUCAGGAGGUCGAUGACCAGCCAGAGAACACCCACGUUCAGCACGUCAGAGGUCUGAAGAAGGACAGUUUGAGUUAGAACAUGAUGGGGUCCUCAGGAGGACCAGUUAACACAAGAUCUGGCAUCUUGAGAUUUAGCAGGUUAAUGAAAUGAAAGAAGAGCCUGUGUUUCAAGGGGCUGGAGAAAUGGCUGCCGGUGAGUUCAACCUCAAUUGAAAACAGAGCAGAGAAUAACUUUGAGGCUGUCGUGUUAAGGAAAGAUCAGUUUUGUGAUUUGGUCCAAUGACAGGAAGAAGGCUGGCACCUCUUUAACUUCAAAGAGCUCUGAAACCUGAAGGAGAAAUACCACAACAUGAGAAAUGUCUCAAAAAACCAUCAGGUCGUACACACUGACGUGGGAUAUGAUUCACUUGAAAGCAGCAGGAUAUUAAAGAGCACUGUCAUUUUAUUUUCUCAAGAAGUGAAGUCAAACAUAUAGGAUUUAAGAUCAGGGACGAUCAAAUCUGGAUUAAUCUGGUUCAAAAGAUACCCAAACUUUUUAUGAGAGACGGGUUCAAAUAUUAAUUUAUUUGUGAUUUAUUUAUAGAUUUAUCGCUCAUCUCUAUAAAAUGCAGAUAUACAUAAAAAUCAACUUCAAACCGGUAAAUAAAUUAGGCCGAAGCAAUUCAAUAAUUUUUUAUUAAUUUCUAUAUUCAUGCAAAUAUUAAUUUCCAUAUUCAUUUAUCUAGUAUAUGAAUAACACCAUUUUAGUUGUGAUGUGAAUUUAAUGAAAAUGAAAAUAACAAAUGAUUUUUAUCAAACUUAAAUAAUAAUUUCUUGACUUCUUCUUCAGCACAUUUUUUGUUGUAAUGCAAAUAACAAUAUCUAUCACCGAUUUAACAGGUUAAUGAAAUAACGAAGUAACUGUAAAUAUAGCAUCAGAAUAGUAUUUACAUUAAAGUACCCACAAUGUACAUCAUUAUCUAUGAAUAAAUCUGGUGGCUUAAUGACAAAUAAUUUUGCCCUGUAUCAAUUAUUCAAUUAAAAAUUAUAUUUUGGAUGAUUAUACUUUAUCAAUAAUCCCAAUCUGAAUGAUGAGGCAAAUAAUUGAACAUAAAGUAAUCUGAAGUUUUAUGAGUAGAAACUGACUGGUUGGUGUGUUUUUUACAUUUCAACUUACAAAAGAUGUAAUAUGUAAAUAUCAUUUCACUUUGUACUUUUUAUUAGGAUUUUUAUUUUAAACAUGCAGCUUCACGAAUAUACGUGUGUAAUAGUCAUAUUUUCUUAAUGUUGAAAGGUUAUGUUGUUGUGGUGGUUAUCAGGGUGUUUACUGUACAUGAAUGCUUUUUUACGAUGGAGUAUAAUCUGUAAAAUAUUCUCUCAAACAUGAAAACCGUCAGGUUUUAGUUAACUUACAUUGUUUAUGUCUUGAUAGUUUUAGUUUUACACCUUCCUCCUCUCUGCUCCAGUUUUCUUUCAUUUCUUUGAUUUUAAGACUGAAGUGAUCCAGCUUGAGCUGCAGUUUUAUCUCUGGGCUCUGUCAAAUUAAACAUGUGAACAUAAAUAUGUAUUCAUCAGAGCUUGA